This is a messenger RNA of Nicotiana tabacum (common tobacco), 1225 nucleotides long. RefSeq names its product NADPH-dependent aldehyde reductase 1, chloroplastic. The record is from RefSeq and is a predicted model, not a curated record. NCBI's taxonomy places the organism in Eukaryota, Viridiplantae, Streptophyta, Magnoliopsida, Solanales, Solanaceae. Gene Ontology annotation, molecular function: oxidoreductase activity.
ACUUUGAUUUACUUUACCACGUAUAUGUAUGUACUCUCUCGUUUUCUAAUUCCUUAUUCGACUAGAGCUUUAUCUUCCACUUUCACCACUCACCUUAUAGACAGUAGCCCUCAUCAGUUUUCUCCCUGCAGUUUCCUUUUCGCUACUCGAAAUAACACCACAAAGAGAAGAAUUUCCGACGGUGAUAGUGAGAUCAAUGGCGUCUGGUGGCCAAACAUUCCCACCCCAGAAACAGGAAACUCAGCCUGGCAAAGAACAUGCCAUGGACCCCACUCCUCACCAUUCUAGCCAGGAUUAUAAGCCUGCCAACAAGCUUCGAGACAAGGUAGCGCUGGUGACAGGAGGCGAUUCUGGCAUAGGACGAGCAGUCUGCCAUUGCUUUGCCCUAGAGGGCGCAACCGUGGCCUUCACUUACGUUAAGUCUCAAGAAGAGAAAGAUGCGCAAGACACACUUGAAUUGCUAAGACAAGCCAAAGCUGCUGAUGCAAAGGAUCCAAUGGCGGUGCCGAUUGAUUUAGGAUUUGAUGACAACUGCAAGAAGGUGGUUGAUGAGGUUGUGAAUUCCUAUGGGCGAAUUGAUAUUCUGGUGAACAAUGCUGCAGAGCAGUACGAGGCUACCUCUGUUGAGGAGAUCAAUGAGGAGAGGCUUGAGAGAGUCUUUAGAACUAACAUCUUUUCUUACUUCUUUGUCACUAGGCAUGCUUUGAAACACAUGAAGGAAGGUAGCAGCAUAAUAAACACAACAUCAGUGACUGCAUACAAGGGGAAUGCCAAGCUUCUUGAUUACACAGCUACAAAGGGUGCAAUAGUUGCAUUUACUAGAGGACUUGCUCUUCAGCUUGUUGAGAGGGGAAUACGUGUUAAUGGCGUUGCCCCUGGUCCAAUUUGGACACCACUGAUUCCUGCUUCGUUUACUGAAGAGGAAAGUGCGAAUUUUGGGAAACAAGUGCCAAUGAAAAGGGCUGGUCAGCCUAUAGAGGUGGCCCCUUCGUAUGUUUUCCUAGCUUCUAGCCCUGAAUCCUCCUAUAUAACUGGCCAAGUCAUCCACCCUAAUGGUGGGACCAUUGUCAAUGGUUAAAGCCUCUUUGCGAGUCUUAUCGUCGGUUUCAUGCAAAGCUGGGAUCCGUUUUGUGAUAGUUUUAAAUGUACGAAGUAUGUGUUUGUAUGUUUUGUACCAUGGUUCUUGAGUGGCGUCAAUAAAAUAAUACUCCACUUCUCUCUUCAA